CGCUGGGUGUCUUCCCUGGUGGAGCUUCAGUAUUUACAACAAUAAAGCCUUUCCAACGCUGCUGUCCAUCACAGACAGACAGGGAGUCUAACCGGCGGUGGGACACCUUUCUUAUUUUUUCCCGGUACACGAUGGGUGUUGGUUCCAGUUUACACUUCUUUUGAGCAUUUUGGAGGUAUUUCCUAUAAUGUUGGCGAGUGAUAUCCGUCUGCCUUGUGCACUGCAGUGGUGCGCAGCUUCGCCUGGAGAAACACCUGUGCGCCUCUCCUCUCCACUGGCCACAACCAUGAAUGUUGAGUAGCAUACGAUCACAGGGACUACAGCUCGCCCCCUCCCUUCCCUCGAGGAUCCAUUUAUGCAGCUCCUGCUGAGAAACCUAUGAAUGCCAAUUAUAAAUGUGGAGAACAGCUUACUCCAAGGCGCGGUGUCUGUCUGCAUUUGUCUGAAACAACGAGAAAGGGAGCAGCGCAAAUACCACACAGCCAGACAUCAUGCAAGGAGAAACCGUCCCUCGUUGCAGAGCGCUGAAAUGUUAGGACUGAAGAGCAAGUGUGUCAGAUCAAAUCAGAAGACUGCUUACAUUAGGGGGGGCAAUAAGAGCUGCUUGACACUAAACUCACUAACGCCCCGUGUGUGGUUUAAGGCCCCUUUCAGUCACGAUCAACAAAAGACGUGUUAACUGAUCUUUUCAUCCGCACUUCUUUUUUUGUCUUCCGUCAGAUACAGCAGUCCAGAAACGAGCCAAGAUGGAGUGGUCACUAGAGAGUGUGAGGGAGAUGGUGGCUGGAGGGAUGCAGUCUAUAAGGGAGUGUGAGAUCUGUGCUUUUGCCAUAGCCAUGUGUGUGCUGCUGCUGUUUAUGUGGUAUUGUUACAGGGUAGGCCGGGAGCACGGCUCCAGCCCACUGCGUGGGAGGUAUCUGGCUGGGUCUAGCCGGAUUGGAGGGGUGGUGGGGGGCUUCAUGAGUUCAGACUGCCGUGGCAGGGGGAAAGGGAAGCAUGGAUUGAUGCUGGAAGAGCAGAACGGCUUCGCUUUCUGCCAGUCGUCAGAGUGCUUCCGUUGUACCAGCGCUGGAGAGAGUCUCAACCAGAGGCUCUAUCACAGCCUGCAGGAUUACGCCAAACGCUACACCUGGUCAGGUAUGGGCAGGGUGCAUAAAGGAGUCCGCGAUCAAGGCCGAUACCUUAACAGCCGACCGACUAUCCAGCGGCCAGAGGUCUUCUUCCUCCCAGAUCUACCGUCAGCCCCUUUCUUCUCCAGAGAAGUACAGAGACACGACGUGGAGCUGCUGGAGCAGAGCUUCCCCGCCCUUCUGGCAGAGUUCGAGAGCAUCUACCACCAGCCUCCAGCCCGCAGCGGCUCCUCCCUCCCACCAGGGUGGAAAGCCAACAGCACUCCUCGCGGGCAGUGGUGGACCUACUACCUGGUCAACCAAGGCACCCCUCUGGUUCUUAACGUCAGGAGGUGUCCGCGGGCCUGGAGGGUGCUGGGCCAGCUGCGCACCUUCAUCGCCAACAAUGUGUUUGGAAACGCCUGCUUCUCUGUGCUGACGCCUGGAGCACUGAUCACUGAGCAUUACGGUCCAACAAAUGUCAGGCUGCGCUGCCACCUGGGUCUCAGAGUGCCCCCUUCCUGUGAGCUUGUAGUUGGUGGAGAGCCACAGUGCUGGUCUGAGGGCAGCUGUCUGCUUUUUGAUGACUCCUUCCUCCACAGGGCCUUCCACGAGGGCGGUGCAGAGGAUGGCCCCAGGGUGGUCUUCAUGGUGGACCUCUGGCACCCCAACGUGGCCGCUGCCGAGAGACAAGCCUUGGACUACAUUUUUACGCCAGGCCGCUUAGAGGACAAGGAAGGGAAAUAGGUGUGAGUGAGAAACCAGGGUUGACAAAGAGACAGAUGGCAUUUAGGGAAGUCUCUGUAGGAUUGGGGAGCAACUCUUUUUCUGCCUCCAGACCAGCUCUCACAUUCACUGUGUACAUAUUCUCAAUCUCAUACAGUAUCUCUUCAUAACUCUUCUUAGCAGAUGACAAAACAUUGGGCCUCUUUUAUCAAUCAUGUACAUGUUUUUGCCUGUAUAGUUGUGUAAAAGACAGCCACACUUGAAAGGACAUACAUUUUUCAAAACUUAGUAGGUGCCCAAAUGUUCAUGCAGCCAUUUUAUUUAAUGUGUAUUAAUACCAUGGCACGGACAUUUUAAUGUUAUUUUAAAUCGUUGAAUGUUUAAUGAAUUUGCAUAUAUAUUUGCAUAAUUUUUGCCCAACAAGCACUUCACACUAAAUCUAUUUCCCUCUUAAAUUUGGGAGCAAAAAUCUGGAGCAAAAUAAAUUCUAUCUAGGACUCUAUGUACAGCUCAUCUGUUAUAUUUCGGUUGUUUCUUGAAACCAUUCAACAGUCUGCUGACAGAGAACAAAGUCCAUCAGAGAUUAGCGAGCCAAACAAAAAUCUCUUGCUGUUAUUUUUCACGGCAUGUGUGGGUGCAUAGGCCAAACUAUUCUUUUAGCUAUAUAUGAGCCGGAGUGAGUGAGCAUUUAUGGGCCCCGAACUCUUCCCCAAUAUAACAACACUUACAAAACAUUUUGUGUAAAGUGCUGGUGGUAUUAAAUUUACACUUCAAAUCUAACACAUAUCACUAAUUCUUUUACACUCACUGUAACACGUGCAUACAUUUCCACAAGGGCUAAGGAAUUUGAUCUUUCGAAUUUUUAGAUCACUCAACAUAUCCAGUCACACUGAAGAUUGAAAUUUUGAUUCAAACCAAGACACGGUUGUAAGUGGGUUUGCACAUUCUUCAUGACCCACUUUCAAAUGUGGCACAAACUAUUGAACAUUUAAAUUUUUAGGAAUGAGUAGGAAAACUCUUUUUUGAAGAAUGGUUUGAUUGUAGUGCUUAUUUAAAUCAAAUCACUGCUAAAGUAAAGCUUAAGCUAAGGGAGCAUUGCUACAGUGCUGGUUGAUUUCAGACCUACUGCUUAUAAACACAUUAAGCCAGAUAUCAAAAGUGUGUACUUGCACCGUGGCUUUAUUAAUACUGACUGAUUAAUGAUAAAUGUGCAAAUGCAGUGUCAUUCUGUAAAUCGAAUUUUAGCUAGUGUUACUGACAGGAUGGACAAUUGGGGCCUUAUGACUAAACUGGCAACUGUUAAUAGAUACCUAAAGUAAAUGCAUUGCAGAAAGUGCUUUAACAGCAUGAUAACAUAAACUAAAGAAAUGAUUAAUAUGAAAGACAUUUUCUCAUGUCAUCUAUCAUUAUCCACUGAGCAGACCCAUCCACAUGUGUUUUGAUAACUGAGGUCCAACGUUGAUCAUGACAUGAAUGUUUACAGACGCAGCUAAUGUCUGUCAUGACUCCUGCCGGUGUGGUAGUUUAUUGUGCUCCCCUUUGGAAAAAGCAAAAUAAAAAUCAAUCCUGCUUUCACGAGACAUGGUUAGAUAAGCACAUUUUUAUGUCAAAUUGUGUGCGUCGGCCUGUGCUGUAAAACUCGAGAUGAAGCGUUUUUGGUAAAUUUACUAAACUCUUGUAAUUUGGUUGUAUUUGAUAUCAGGUUUGUAUUUCUGUAAAUAGGGUUGAGGUAAAACAAAAACAAAUGGAUGGUCUGAGAUGUUUUGAAAUGAUUGUCUUCAAUGCUAUAACUAUUGUGUUGUCUUGAUUUACAGCUAAAGCGAUUGCAUCUCAUUGUCCGUUCUCACAAAGCCAGCCAUGAAAUCAUUUUGAAAGAUUCAAUUUGUAGAUUCUGUAAAAUGUUUAUGACGUACUAUCUCUGUUGUUCUGUGACGUAUUUCUUUUUAAUCACUCUGUAGUUUUGCAGCGCCAUACGGUAUCCGUUAUUAAAGCCACAUUCCUUAAUUCUUCAACAGCACUUCAUGGACAUGUGCGCAGUCUAAAAGGUAGUGAAAAUUAAUCUUCAGCAGCUUUACAGGUCCAUCGCAAUUCAAGAUUUAUUCAAUUCUAAUGUUUACAAACAUUGUUAUUAACAAGCUGUUUACAACAUCGGACUUCACUGACACUCACAUUGAGCUGUCCAAAAUUAGGUUCAAAAUCUCCACUGUUAAUUCACUUAAGAGUAUGAAAACUGUCAUUCCCAAAGCAUUUGCUUUAGAUAUACACACAGUAUACGGUGAGGCAACCUUUUUGUUUACAUUUGGAUUAAGGAUUUGUCCUUUAACACCUUCUUGUGGAUUUUGAACAGUAUUUCUGUACAUUUAAUAAAUGGUCGAGUAUCUUAUUUAA
This is a messenger RNA of Micropterus dolomieu (smallmouth bass), 4223 nucleotides long. RefSeq names its product aspartate beta-hydroxylase domain containing 2 (gene asphd2). The coding region runs from base 747 to 1856 and encodes 369 amino acids. The transcript is spliced from 5 exons. The record is from RefSeq and is a predicted model, not a curated record. Lineage: Eukaryota; Metazoa; Chordata; Actinopteri; Centrarchiformes; Centrarchidae.